Molecule: messenger RNA, 2578 nt
Organism: Aplysia californica (California sea hare)
Lineage: Eukaryota; Metazoa; Mollusca; Gastropoda; Aplysiida; Aplysiidae
Product: spartin
Exons: 9
Coding region: 626-1834 (402 amino acids)
Biological process (GO): negative regulation of BMP signaling pathway; cell division
Cellular component (GO): plasma membrane
Source: RefSeq, a predicted model, not a curated record
AUAAGUUAUUUUGUUUCAUUUCAUUAUUAUUCAUUGAAUGCGUGCCAAAACCUGGACAGUGGGCAGUUUGACUCAGUUUGAGUGACCAGUUAGACCAGCCACUUCUUUGCUGGUGUCUACUCGAGCCGUUACAGAGUAACCAACUUUUACAUUUGGCUGAACUAUGGCAUCAACACGGCGGCCCGCGCAGACUCCGACAGCUCCUUCGAGGUCAAGCGUUCCCACCAGUCCUUUUGAUUUUGAAGUAAGGAACUAUGGCGACCUUCAGCGACUGCGCGACGUCAUCUACAACGAGUUCCUCGUCUCGGCUCAGCGAGCCAGUGAGCAAAAGAAUAAAGUUUUGGCUUUUCAGAAAUACUCUGAUUGCCAUCGUCUUUUAGAGGUGGGGCUGAGGGUCUACUGUAAGCGCUUGGGGGACUGCAAUAGGGGUAAGAGGUCCCAGGCCAAGUUAAUGCAGCAGAAGAUGAAAAAGACAAACCAGGAAGUGGUGCUGAGACUGUAAGAGUUGCAAGAUGACGUGGCACAGGAGGCUGGGGAGCUGCAGGUCAGUUGUCAGGCCAUCGGUGACGCCCUGCCCCUGUCGCAUGACGAAACAGUAAGCGAGGACGAGGGCCCCCAUCAUGGCAUGGACGAGGAAUUGAUGCUUCACAGGGACCAUAAUAUUAUUAUAUCUGCCGCUGAAGUUUCCGAGGAUCGAAUGAGCCAUCGUACUGAGAUCUUCAGAAUUCACUACGGUGUGGAGAUCAUUUACAUCAGCCCAGAGGGUGUGGUCAGCGCCCCGUCCUGUCCCAGCUCUUUGGUCAUCGUCAGUCUCACACGGGCCGAUGAAGGCCACACCCAGCGCAAAGGAACAGCAUCUGUCUUCCUUCAAGUUGGAGACUGGAUGUACCCACUGGUUGCAGGUUCCACACCAGCCUUGCGCACCGUCGAUGGAGCUUACUUGUUCCCCGACAAUAAUACAAAGCAACCAGGUUCGGUAGUAUGCCUCAAGCUGCCCGAACGUCUGGCUGAGCGGAAGCGAAGCAGAUUUGAGCGUCUCAUCGAGUCGUUCACUGCCCUGGAGCUGCAAAGGGACCACUCUCGCCACAACCGGCAGGGGCAUAAGAACCCACCACAGUACGGCACAUGUAAACUGAGUGAAAUCAAGGCGUCGAGCAACUCUGACAACAUCGUCACAGGGGCAGAGUGGAUCGCCUGGGGCAUUGAGAAAACCGCUGAGAAGGUGGGUGACCUCAUCAGAGUCGGUUCCGAGAAACUACGAGAGCAGAUACCUCCAGAGUCUACUGAAUGCAAUGUUGACCCAGGGAUGCAGAUGGCCAUGGCCGUUGCCAGAAAGACCGCUGAAGGCGUGGCUGAUUUCACGGGAUUCAUGGUGGCUGCACUGGGAGAGGCGACCAUGUUUGUAGGACGCCAGCUGGCCCCUCACGUCCGCCGUCAGGGGGAGAAGUACUUGCCUGAGCACAUGAGCAGAACGGACCCCUGGACAGGCAAGUCUGAACUGGAUGAUUUGGCGGAGAAGACAGCCUCGGGAAUCAAAGGUUUCUGCACGGUCUACGCAGCCCUGGAUUCGGCAGCAAGGUCCAUGGGGAGGAGCCUGGCCAACGAGACUGUCCAGGUGAUGCAGCACAAGUACGGCGCUCAGGUGGGCCAGCUGACCGAGAACGCAGUGUACACAGCCGGCAGCGCCCUGCAAUGUGUCUACAACAGAAAAUGCCUUGGGGCCAAGGCUGUGGCGAAAAGGGUAGCCAGAGACACGGGAAAGGCAGUGGUGGAGGACAUAAACAAGUCUCCCCAGCACACGUCUUCUUAUUGUGGAUCUUUCUAUAAAUUGUAAAAUGUGUCACGGCGCGGUGGAAUCAGCUCGUCAAUUUUUAGGCAUAUGAAUCUAUUGGUAUCAUUCUCUUAAAGCUUGUUCAUUUAUCUUGCAGUUGGUGAAAAAAAUCUAUCUGUCUUGAAUAGAAGAAGGUAGGGGUCACCUGGUGUCAGAGGUAAAAUUAGCGGCCAAAGUUUGGUGACUUCCAAAGCUUGAGUGUGAUUGGAAACUGUAAAUUUACAUUCUUUGUGCCUUUGAUCAGCGUUUGUGAGUACAAAUCCACUCAGAAUGUGUUUUUAAAUGGACAUAAACAGUACAGCAUUAGGAGAAAAAAAAAGAAAAUUCGAAAAAAAGCCAAACAGCCCCAAAAAUGCCGGUUUAUUUGAUUUCAUUAAUUUAACAAGCGCCUGAUUUCACCGCGAUGCCUCAUAAAUGAUUGGAGUUAUAAACCUGGAAUGUAAGAUUUUCAGGAGAGUGAAAAAACUUCCUUUCUUAACUUUUAAAAUAAAUGUAUUCCUUUCUUUAACCCUUUUUGAACCAUACAGGCCUGAACCGGCCUACUUGUCACGUUGUCAUACCAUUUUUACCGGCCUGACACACCCGCACUUUAUAGUGCAGGCCUAGAAAUGAAAACAUUCCACUUUAAAGUGAGAUGCUGACGUCCUAGGUCCUUGUACGUGAAUUUUUUGUUUUUGAAAUCCAUCGCUUAGACCAAAAUCAUACGCAAAUUCUUUGCUUCACACCCUGAACCUCCUAAAAAAAAAA